UUCAAUGAGUGUAGAACAGAGUAGAGACAGCUCACAGACUGAAGGGGGAAGGAGAGAAGCAGAGCAGCUAGACGCAGGCACAGCAGGUUAAAAGAUGGAGCUCAGAGUGGGAAAUAAGUACAGGUUGGGCAGAAAGAUUGGAAGCGGCUCCUUUGGAGACAUCUAUUUAGGUGCAAACAUUGCCACUGGUGAGGAGGUUGCCAUCAAACUGGAAUGUGUGAAGACAAAGCACCCUCAGUUGCACAUUGAGAGCAAGUUUUACAAGAUGAUGCAGGGAGGAGUGGGGAUUCCUUCAAUCAAGUGGUGUGGAGCAGAGGGAGAUUACAAUGUGAUGGUAAUGGAGUUACUGGGCCCGAGUCUUGAAGACCUCUUUAAUUUCUGCUCCCGCAAGUUUAGCCUGAAGACCGUGCUCCUGCUGGCAGAUCAGAUGAUCAGCCGUAUUGAGUACAUCCAUUCCAAGAACUUCAUUCAUCGGGAUGUUAAGCCAGACAACUUUCUAAUGGGACUCGGGAAGAAGGGCAACUUGGUGUAUAUAAUAGAUUUUGGUCUUGCCAAGAAGUAUCGGGAUGCUCGGACACAUCAACACAUACCUUACAGAGAGAAUAAGAAUCUUACUGGGACUGCAAGAUAUGCGUCUAUAAACACCCAUCUGGGCAUAGAGCAAAGCCGCAGGGAUGACUUGGAGAGCCUGGGUUAUGUGCUUAUGUAUUUCAACCUGGGGUCGCUGCCUUGGCAAGGACUGAAGGCAGCAACCAAGCGCCAGAAGUAUGAACGUAUUAGCGAGAAGAAAAUGUCUACCCCUAUUGAGGUCCUCUGUAAAGGUUACCCCUCUGAGUUUUCAACAUAUCUGAAUUUUUGUCGUUCCCUUCGGUUUGAUGACAAGCCAGACUAUUCGUACCUGAGACAGCUAUUCCGUAACCUCUUCCAUCGGCAAGGCUUCUCAUAUGACUAUGUUUUUGACUGGAACAUGCUGAAAUUUGGUGCAGCCCGGAAUCCAGAAGAUAUGGACAGGGAAAGAAGAGAACACGAUCGAGAAGAAAGAAUGGGCCAACUUAGAGGCUCUACAACUAGAGUGUUACCCCCUGGUCCUCCCACUGGUGCAGCUCCUAACCGACUCAGAAAUGGUGCAGAACCUGUAGCCUCUACACCAGCAUCCCGGAUUCAGCAGAGUGGUAACACUUCUCCUCGGGCAAUCUCACGGGUGGACAGAGAGCGCAAGGUCAGCAUGAGGUUACAUCGAGGUGCUCCAGCAAAUGUCUCUUCAUCUGAUCUCACAGGGCGACAAGAAGUUUCACGAAUUUCAGCAUCACAGGCCAGCGUACCAUUUGACCAUCUUGGAAAAUGAGAGCUGCCAUUGGACCAAUAUUUGCUUAGUGUCUUCACUGUAUUUCAUUUUCUUUUAAAGAUGAAUUUAAUUUUUUAACUCUUAUUUUCUGCCACUGAAGAGAGCCACACAGAAGAUGCUGGUUCUGGCGCAGAAAUAGAAGAACUGAUGCGUCAAGGAGGAGGCUCGCUGCUCCACUUCCCUUCCAGAUAUGUUGGCAGUCCAGGACAGUGGAUGUUCUUCCUGCUUUCUGUAAACUGAACACUACAUAUAGAUAUAUACUGUAUAUAUUUUUUCCUUUUUAUUUUUUAGUUUCCCUCCCCACAUCUCCCCCCCUCACCCCCCCACCACCCCUCAAAAAAUACUCCAACUUCAUAUUUUUUCCAAUAUGUAAGAUUUUAGCUGUACGUUAUUUUUUCUAUUCUAUACGAGAUGGACAGAAUAAGCGUGUUACCAGGAGAGGCAUCUCCAGCACUCUUCUGUCUUUCCAGCUUGGAUGCCCCAUUGCACCUGUCUCUCCUGUCUGCACUGACAACGGAGCAAUGCAUAGUUUACUAUGAUUUUUAGGUCACUGAUCAUUCAGGGCUAGAGAAGUGCUGGGAUCUUGUAGUAUUUUGCACACAGAUCCACAGUGGAGGCCUAUCUUGAUUUUAGUAUAUGCCAGCUCCGGAGCACCAGUAUAGGAAAAGGUUGUUUUUUUUUUUGUUUUUUUUUAACAGAACAGGCGGCGUUUGCCCAAACAGCCCUAGCUGUUGCAGCAGUUUUAGUUGUAGGUUAAUAAUGUAUUUUAGUAGUAGGUAUAUUGUUGGGUAUCCCCCACUGUGGCUGCUAGUGAUUUGAUGUUUAACUCAUUUGAAACAAAAAUAA
This is a messenger RNA of Nanorana parkeri, 2191 nucleotides long. RefSeq names its product casein kinase I. Gene Ontology annotation, molecular function: protein serine/threonine kinase activity; ATP binding. Gene Ontology annotation, biological process: peptidyl-serine phosphorylation; signal transduction; endocytosis. The transcript is spliced from 11 exons. The record is from RefSeq and is a predicted model, not a curated record. Gene Ontology annotation, cellular component: cytoplasm; nucleus. Lineage: Eukaryota; Metazoa; Chordata; Amphibia; Anura; Dicroglossidae. The coding region runs from base 95 to 1345 and encodes 416 amino acids.